Cuscuta epithymum is the source of this 2263-nucleotide messenger RNA. Lineage: Eukaryota; Viridiplantae; Streptophyta; Magnoliopsida; Solanales; Convolvulaceae. The record is from the annotation of a GenBank genome assembly.
CUACACUAUAUAAAAAUAUUAAGAUGGUGGGAGCCAAUCGGAAAAAGAAUACGGAGCAUAAAAUAGCCACUUUCGAUAUGCCGUUUUAAAAAGGCCUCUAAAAUAGUACUACAUCCAUUUAUCCAUCUCCCCAAUACGCCACCUUCUUCGUCCUUCUCUAUCUUUUUCUCCUCGGUGGUGCAUAAUAUAAUAAUAAUCUGCAAAAAAGUGCAGAAAACCCCUUCCCCGAAACGAAUCUUCCUUACCCAUUUCCCAGUGCAGAAACCAAUCUUGAAACUGGGUUUUCUCAAAGCUCUAAUCUUGAACCUGAGAUUCUCUUAAAGCUCUCAUCUUUAUCUUACAAUGGUUCACUACCAGAGAAAUUUGAAGAAAGGGGUUGGUUAUGGCGAGCAUGAAGAUGAAGAAUCACCUCAACGUCUUGGUUUGGUUUGUGCGAAAAUAAGUUAUUAUUAUAACAUGAAGAGAGCAAAGCCGAAGUUUCUGUAUCUCAUCUUUCUUUCUCUCAUUUCUUGCUGCUUUAUUGUAGCUCCCCAGAUCCUGAACUCGUUUGGAUUUGAGGGUGAAGUGCUUGCUCAUGGAACCGAUUCCAAGGCUCCUUUGUGUUCUUCUGUCUCCAAUGGGACAAUGUGCUGUGAUAGAAGUAGCUUCAGGUCAGAUAUAUGUGUUAUGAAAGGGGACAUAAGAACAUAUUUUUCUUCUUCAAGGAUUACCCUUUACACAACCAAGAAUAUCAAUGAGGUGAUUUCUCAUGAAAAGAUCAAACCUUACACAAGAAAAUGGGAAACAAGUGUGAUGGACACCAUUGAUGAACUAGACCUUGUUAUCAAGAAUCAUAAACAUCACCAUAAUCACAGGAGGUGUGAUGUUCAUCACACUGUGCCUGCAGUUUUCUUCUCCACGGGAGGGUAUACCGGUAAUCUUUACCAUGAGUUCAAUGAUGGAAUACUUCCACUCUUCAUCACUUCUCAACAUUUCAACAAGAGAGUCGUCUUCGUUAUCCUCGAGUAUCAUAACUGGUGGAUCACCAAGUAUGGCAACAUUCUCUCACAGCUCUCGGACUAUCCAGCCCUCGAUUUUCGAGGAGACAACAAAACACAUUGCUUUCCGGAAGUCAUUGUUGGUUUAAGAAUCCAUGAUGAGCUAUCUGUUGAUUCUUCAUUGAUGGAUGGUAACAAGAACAUCAUGGAUUUUCGGAAGCUUAUAGACCGAGCGUACUGGCCUCGGAUACAAGGUCUGAUAAUGGAGGAGGAGCAUGUAGCUAGAAGUAAAAUGGGAAAUCCCGCAUUUUCGCCCUUGCCAAAUGUCUUCUACGGGAUGGCACCGAAGUUGGUGAUAGUAUCUAGAAACGGGUCAAGAACACUAAUGAAUGAGGAGUUGUUGAUUAAAAUGGGUGAAGAGAUCGGGUUUCGGGUUGAAGUCUUGAGACCAGCUAAGACGACUGAGCUUGCAAAAGUCUAUAGGCUCCUUAACUCAAGUGAUGUUAUGGUUGGAGUACAUGGGGCUGCAAUGACUCAUUUACUCUUCUUGAAGCCUAAGUCUGUCUUUAUACAAAUAAUUCCUUUGGGAACAGAUUGGGCAGCAGAGACUUACUAUGGGGAACCAGCUAAGAAAAUGGGGUUAAAGUACAUUGGGUACAAAAUCCUUCCUAAAGAGAGUUCCUUGUUUGAUGAAUAUGACGAGAAUGACCCUGUACUCAAGGACCCUGAUAGUGUGAACAGUAAGGGUUGGGAAAUAACUAAAAAGAUAUACCUUGAUCACCAAAAUGUGAGGUUAAACCUUGGGAGAUUUCGAAAGAGACUUCUUCAUGGCUAUUAUCAUUCCAUUGCCAUGAGGAAAGGAGGGCAAUUUGGUCUUCAUCAAAGCCAAUGAUUCAUGUGAUCUGAAAAGUGCUGGUCAGACCUGUCCUUGAAGAAUAUGUAUAUGGCCCAUGAAAGGUGUAAAACACUUGAAACCUGUGUUGUAGAGAUCAGAUGAAAUGCUCUUCUAUUUUUUUAUUUUUUUGUUUUGCUAUAAUGACUUAUGGUUGGGGACCCUUGGGGUAAAAGUGGUGAACGUUAAAAAUACCAAUGGAUCAAAAAGUAUGUGCAAUAGUGAAUAGCCCAUGGAAGCUCAAAGCUCUUCGUAAUCAGAAUGAAAUCAAACAGGGCCACCAUGCAGUUAAAGUCUGUACGAAAUAUUCACCUUCAUAUAUAUCCAAAAUAAGUCGAGAAAUUGGGUAAAGCCUUCACCAGGACAAUUUUUAAUAGAAAUAAUUAAAACCUCG